This is a messenger RNA of Notolabrus celidotus (New Zealand spotty), 2425 nucleotides long. RefSeq lists its product as uncharacterized. Gene Ontology annotation, cellular component: mitochondrial outer membrane translocase complex; mitochondrial outer membrane. The record is from RefSeq and is a predicted model, not a curated record. Gene Ontology annotation, molecular function: transmembrane protein transporter activity. Gene Ontology annotation, biological process: protein import into mitochondrial matrix. Bases 179 to 1174 code for a protein of 331 amino acids. Lineage: Eukaryota; Metazoa; Chordata; Actinopteri; Labriformes; Labridae. The transcript has 10 exons.
CACCUUGCAUCUGGAGAAGGGAGUUAUUUGCAGCAUCAGUGUAUCCCAGCAUCAUUUAUCCUCGCUUAGUUGUUUAUCUCUGCAUAUAUGAACCUGACAGUUCUUGUGAUGUCCGUUUGUCAUUGCUGCUCGGGAUUUUAAGGCCUGCCUACAUUAAUAGAGGAAGUGUUGGGCCCACAUGGGCAGCGUUUUAGCAUUGUCUUCCGGUCCGGGCCAUCAGAACUGGCCUUUCUCGACGGACCCCUCUCCCUCUCGCUGGAAUGCACAUCCUGCUCACUGGGACAGUCCGCCACGCUGGGAGAGGAGAGAAGGCCGCCUACCCAAUCCAGGCAGCUUUCAUUCUCUACACAGGAGCUGUAAAGAUGUGUUCCCUCAACAGAUUGAGGGUGUCAAGAUGAUCCUCAAUAAAACUCUGAGCAGUUUCUUUAAGGCCAGUCACACUCUACACCUCAGUGCUGUCAGUCCUUCAUAUUAUCGAUUCCAUGUGGAGCAUCUGCAGUCUGAUGACUACAGCAAGGACAAGGAUGCCCCAGCACUGAUAGGUGAGAUGGACUCUUCAGGGAGUCUAAACGCCCAUGCUCUGCUGCAUCUCUCUGAGCGUGUACGAGCCAGAUCAGUGUUUCAGACCCAGCAGUCUCAGUUUGUAACGUGGCAGUUUGAAACUGAGUACAGAGGGAACGACUUCACCGCCGCUGUGACUGUGGCCAACCCAGACAUUCUCAGGGAGUCAGUCAUCCUUGUGGCACACUUCCUUCAGAGUGUCUCUUCUGGGCUGGUGUUAGGAGGGGAGUUGGUCUACCAUCGUGGUCGAGCAGAGGAAGGAGGAAUCCUUACCUUGGCUGGGCAGUACUCAAGACCAAACUGGGUGGCGACACUGAAUGCUGGGAAAGGAGGGGCCCAUGCUAGCUACUAUCACAGAGCUAACAAACAGAUCCAAGUUGGGGUAGAGUUUGAAGCCAGUACCAGGACGCAGGAGACCACAACCUCAUUCGGGUACCAGAUGGAACUCCCAGAAGCCAACAUGGUCUUCCGAGGUAUGAUAAACAGCCGGUGUAUAAUAGGAGGUGUGUUGGAGAAACGUCUGACCCCUCUCCCUGCCACCCUGAUCAUGGGUGCCUUUGUAAAUCACAGAGGUGACAAACUGCAGGUGGGCCUAGGUGUCAAUGUGGGAUAACCCCCCUCUUAAUCCCAGCUGGAAUUACAACCCACAAUCAGGACAUCCAUUCAGAGACCUGUUUUGGAGGCUUCAUUAUGACCUGAUAUACCAAGGUUGUUGUUUUUUUAGCCCCACUCAGACACUCUACAGACCACCUGACUAUCGUGGACUGCUCGGGUGAUGAAGCCCAAAUGUUUCCUUGAAUUGAUGCAUGUCAUCUUCUUGCAACCUACCUCUCAGAACUGAGGCAAUGUUUUCUGUUUGCGUGACAAGAGGAUGGAUGAAUAUUUUUAAGGGAAUUGACCACUUUGACUGGAGAUUUAUUGCUGUUCACUUGAAACCAGAAUGGGCAUCAUCUUCUGGACAGAGAAAACUUAAAGAAUGCACUAAAACUGGACUUAAAUAAGUUUUAUACUGUAUGUAGUCUUACAGAAAUGUAAUGUAUAUGAAGUAUAUCAGAAGAUAGUUUUGUUUUUUCUAUUUUACCCUCCUUACUAUAAUUCUUCUAAGCCCGAUCUUUCAGUGGACCACCUUUGUUUGUAAAAACAAUGCAGAUUUCUCAUUUCCAAGUGACCAAAUUGACUUGCUUUUCUCCUCAGAAACUGAAACACUCCCAUUGUACUUUUAUUUUGCAUAGCUCACCAGUGUAAUGCUUUUUAUCAGCUUGCUCAUCAACCUUGACUUUGUGUACUUCUGAUUCCAGAAUGCACAAAUACGGUUGUGUUUUAAAAAGAGUGCUGCCCUCUGCAUAACCACAUGGUCAUUAACAGAAUGAAUACAUUAGUUAAAUGUAUUCUUAUCUAAAGCCAGACUUUGUCAGCUGAUUUUUUACAAUCGCAAAAUAGUUGGCAGGAUUAUAAAUAGGUAAAAAAAAAACUGUAGUAUCAUCCUUAAAACAGUGUGUAUGAGUAAGUGAUUGUGUGUUUGUGAGCUCAACUUGUAUGUCUUUUGUUUUGCAAGCAUAUAAGCCUGUUUAAAGGGAAAGGAGCUGCUCCAAUCUUAUAUCAAGCUGAGGUUUUUGUGAGGGGCUCCGCACUGACUCUAUUAAGCCAGGACUGUACUGUAUGAAAAUAGGCCUGCAGGCAUGUGGAAGCAACUACCUGUAUGCAUUCUGCACUACACACACAGCUUCUGGGCUCUUUUAGUCCUAUGUAAAAGAAGAAAUGUUGGGUAUGUAUUAUUUAUGCAUUAUUUAAUAUGAGCAAAGAGAAGUGGAGUAGAGUGACUGUCAUUUUUGACUUAAUUUAUUAAAAGAUGUUAUUUAUUUCA